UCCCUAAUCCAGAGGUUCUGGUGGCGUACUUCAGGGGACUCGUCGACAGAUGCGACGGUUAUACGCUAGAGGAGAGCGGAGAAGAUAUGGAUGAGGAGAGCUCUUCCGAUGAGCUUGACGAGGAAGAGGAUGAAAACGGUGAUCUCAGCGACACCUCGGCUACAGCGACCAGCAAAAGCAUCCAACAAGAGAAAGAUCAGACAUGAAGGGCCUUCAAAUGCGCAACAUCGAUUUAGCACGAAAGAAGCGUCCGGGUACAGCCGGACCACCCACUAUCAGAAGAGCAAUACUCCUAUGCCUCACUCGCAGGCAUUCAGCUACGAUCCGAUGGAUCGAGACUAUCAUCAAUCGGCAACGAGCCUAUAGACCUCCCGUGGAGCCUGGCAGCGCGUCAAAGGCCGGAAACCAGGCACCUUCGGAAGCCUUAAUCUUUUGUGUUGUACCCAACCUGGGCACUGCAUAUCUACACAUAAUGUGCCCGACUGCGCCUGAAGAUCAGGCCAUUCAAGACAGCAGGCGAUUAGACAGAGUCGCGCUGCCGUCAUCUGUCCGUCAUCAGCAUCGGGUUGCGGACCGGCAACCCCAGAGGCGGUGUGUAUAUAUGUACAUGAUUUGUGCAUUUAUAUUAUCGGUCACGUCCGUUACGUUACAACGCUAUAGCAACAUUGUUAUCAGCACGCGUACCUACAUUUGACACGAAUUCUAGUGUCUUCACCGCCUGAAUUCUGAUGCUGAUUCUGAGGGCUUGCCAUCCUGUUUAUUCAGAGGAUGAUGGGAUGAUACAAUGACACAGUUAUGAUUGUGCGAUUUCGAAGUGAAUAUGCCAUGCCGUGACACGACCCCAAAGCUGGGGCAGGACGGUUGUGUUAUGUAAGCCGGUCAGUGUCUUGGUCCAGACGUGCUGAGCUGUUUCUGGGUCUGAGACCCAGCGGGCGCCCAGAGAGUGGGGACACGU
Molecule: messenger RNA, 955 nt
Organism: Microdochium trichocladiopsis
Lineage: Eukaryota; Fungi; Ascomycota; Sordariomycetes; Xylariales; Microdochiaceae
Exons: 1
Coding region: 203-694 (163 amino acids)
Source: RefSeq, a predicted model, not a curated record